Molecule: messenger RNA, 636 nt
Organism: Durio zibethinus
Lineage: Eukaryota; Viridiplantae; Streptophyta; Magnoliopsida; Malvales; Malvaceae
Product: Histone superfamily protein
Cellular component (GO): nucleosome
Molecular function (GO): DNA binding; protein heterodimerization activity; structural constituent of chromatin
Source: RefSeq, a predicted model, not a curated record
UCCCCGAUAAAUACCGCACCAUUUUAACCCUUACCCCAAAUUUUCCUAUCAAAUUACCAAGUCUUUAAAUUCUCGACCAAUCUACGAUCAAUAUCCAAAGAUGUCAGGAAGAGGAAAGGGAGGUAAGGGACUGGGCAAGGGAGGAGCAAAGCGCCACCGUAAGGUCCUCCGUGAUAACAUCCAGGGAAUAACAAAGCCGGCAAUUCGGCGGUUGGCUCGUAGAGGAGGAGUCAAGCGAAUCAGCGGUUUAAUCUAUGAGGAAACCCGUGGAGUUCUGAAGAUAUUCUUGGAGAACGUGAUUCGUGAUGCCGUGACCUACACAGAACAUGCGAGGAGGAAGACUGUGACUGCUAUGGAUGUGGUUUAUGCACUGAAGAGGCAGGGUAGGACUUUGUAUGGAUUUGGUGGUUAGAUGAUUUAGGGUUUAUGUUUGAAGGAAAAAGGCGGGUGGGUAGGAGAUUUGAAGUCUUGCUGUCAAGAAUGUUUGAGCUUUAGAAUUAGGGCUACGGCUUGUAAUUAGGUUGGGCUUUUAGGACUAUUAGAAAUCAUAAGUUGGGUCAUGUUGUUUGCUUUUGCGAUUUGUAGUUCGUGCUUUGAAUUGCAGAUUUUAAUGAAACUUCAAGUUCAUUUUGUUAA